ACAGGAGAGGUCAGGAUGGUCCUGAACAACAUACUCAAUAAAUUCGUGGGUGCUAAGUACGUCACGAUUGUACGGACGUGGAUACCCAAUUUGAUGGGGUGGGGAACAGUGGGCGGCGUGGCGCUGGUUUACGUCACAGACUGGCGGCUCAUCCUUGACUAUGUGCCGUACAUUAGAGGCAAAUUCCCUAAGGAUGACUGAAGAGUUUUUCAAUUCAAUUGAGCAGAGUGUUUAUACGUGAACUGGAUGGACAAGAGUAAACUUGCUUCUACUUGGCCAAUUACAAAUGAGAUGAUGAUGAUGUCCAUCCACUGACCUGUUGAUCUGUGUUCUGUAUAAUGAAAACGUUUUAAUCCAUGACUAUUUAACGUGAAUAAAUCUGAAAUAUGCCA
Molecule: messenger RNA, 392 nt
Organism: Syngnathus typhle (broad-nosed pipefish)
Lineage: Eukaryota; Metazoa; Chordata; Actinopteri; Syngnathiformes; Syngnathidae
Product: cytochrome b-c1 complex subunit 10-like
Exons: 3
Coding region: 16-201 (61 amino acids)
Biological process (GO): mitochondrial electron transport, ubiquinol to cytochrome c
Cellular component (GO): mitochondrial inner membrane
Source: RefSeq, a predicted model, not a curated record